UGUUUACAGCAAGAGACGGCUUUCCUCAAAAAACCCCUGUCUCGUUCUACUGUGGGAGUUGUAGUUCAUACCGACGUUGCUCCGACAUAGUAAAUAAACUAACACUCCCAAUAUCCUACAGUUAGACCAAUGAACGUUUGCUACGCCAUGCUUAAUAUGGCUACUGUUUAGUAGCUGCUGACAAGUAGUGGCUAUAGACGUUAAAGUUUUGAUUUAUGUAAUGUACAUGUGGGGCAUAACAGAGGAAUGAUCGACUUUGUUGGAUUAUUUAGGAAGGGGCAUUUAGUCGGAAACUAUAGACAUGGCCACUGUCGCUGUCGAGCAACUCUUCGACUUGCAAAGAUUGCCUGAGAAUAAUUUUCUUUCAUGGCUUUUCCUUUUGCUUUACACUCCGUUUGGUGUGUGCCUGCUUCUUCUCAGGUUAUUUAUUGGUGUCCAUGUAUUCCUGAUCAGUUGUGCAUUGCCGGAUAGCUUGAUACGUAGGUUUAUUGUGCGGGUUAUGUGUUCAGUGCUGGGACUUCUGGUUAAACAGAAUGAUCCACGACUGAUUGACAGAACUGUCAAGGUAUACAUCUGUAAUCAUGUAACACCAUUUGAUCACAAUGUCAUCAACCUCCUUACCUCGUGUAACACGCCCAUGUUAGGUGGCUUACCAAGCUUUGUUUGUUGGGCCCGUGGUUUUAUGGAGAUGGGAGGAGUGAUAAGAAGGUCUGAAUUGACAGAAACUCUGAAUCAGUAUGUUUCUCAGGAGGGCACUGUGCCCCUUCUGUUGUUCCCAGAAGAAGAAACAACCAAUGGUAGGACUGGACUACUAAAGUUCUGCUCUUGGCCUUUCACAGUAGCAGAUGUAAUCCAGCCUGUUGCGCUCUUUGUUAAAAGGCCCUUCCUUUCAGAAAGUGUUGCAGACUCCUCCUGGAUAGCAGAAUUGCUGUGGAUAUUUUUCAUGCCAUUUACAGUAUAUCAAGUAAGGUGGCUUCAGUCUGUGUCAAAAAAUGCUGGAGAAUCUUUUGAUCAGUUUGCCGAAAGGGUGCAAAAGAUGUUGCAAUGGUUUGCAGGAGUUAAGAUCUCAUAUAAAAAUGUAUUACUUGCACUUUUUUUUUUUCUUGUAGUGAGUGAGCAGUCUUCUGGAACAAGGCCCCAGACAUCAUUCGGAUUUGAUAGUAGUUCUUCCAGCAAGGAAAAUACUCGAAUCGGAAAAAUGGCUGAACAGGUCAAGGAGGUGCUUCCACAUGUUCCUCUCUCUGUCAUCAAGGCAGAGCUUGUAAAAACAGACUGCAUCGAUGCCACUAUCACAAACCUGCUGGAAGGACAAACAUUUGCACAGGAGGAAGAAGUGUCCUUUGGUGCAUCUGCAGUGCCCUCUACUUCUGCAUCGUGGACCUCAACCACCACUGUUUCCAGGCCUUCGGAUGCUGUUCCUUCUUCUAAGGUAAUGAUCUGCAUUGUGUUGCACAGUAUCAUGCAGCCAUGA
Molecule: messenger RNA, 1471 nt
Organism: Protopterus annectens (West African lungfish)
Lineage: Eukaryota; Metazoa; Chordata; Ceratodontiformes; Protopteridae
Gene: AUP1
Product: AUP1 lipid droplet regulating VLDL assembly factor
Exons: 10
Coding region: 302-1471 (389 amino acids)
Cellular component (GO): membrane
Molecular function (GO): ubiquitin binding
Source: RefSeq, a predicted model, not a curated record